CAGGACUCGGAUGAGUGGACGCUGUGCAGUCGCUGUGAGGCGUAUCGGCCUCCCCGUGCCCAGCACUGCCGCGUGUGCCACCGCUGCGUGCGCCGCAUGGACCACCACUGCCCCUGGAUAAAUAACUGCAUCGGGGAACUGAACCAGAAAUACUUCAUCCAGUUCCUCUUUUACACGGGCCUGACCAGCGCCUACGCGGCGGGGUUGGUGUUGGCUGCGUGGUUGGGGCCAUCAGGAGGAGACGGCGCCGAAAACCGCAUCCAGACCACUCACUGCAUCGUGCUGCUGCUGGAGUCCCUCCUCUUUGGCGUUUUUGUCACCGUUGUGUUUUAUGAUCAGGUGGUGUCCAUCCUCACGGAGCAGCCCCACAAGCGGGGCUCGAAGGAGGCGUGUGGGGGACGAGCGUGGGCAGCAGCGCUGCAGGAGGUGUUUGGGGCAGGCUGUGUGCUCAGCUGGCUCUGCCCCUGCAGCGCCCCGUCCCGCCCCACAUACAGCCUCCUGCCCCACGGCGACGUCUGAGCCCCAUGGAAUGGCUGGGGGAUGGGGGGCGUUGGUGCCCAGGGGGUGCUGAUGCCCCAAAGUUUGGGUACCCAGGAGAGGUUCUGAGAGCCCAGCUCUGUGUUCGGGGGGUCCGGCCCCAAAGAUUGGGCGCCCCAUAGAGGUGCUGGGGGGGGUCUCUACGAUCAGGAAGUCACACCCCAAAGUUUGGCCACCUCCUAGAGGUGCUGGGGCAUCCGUGGGUCCGUGCUCAGGGGGUCCUGCCCCAUAGAUCAGGUGCCCCAUAGGGGUCCAGGGGGUCCCACCCCCCAAGUCCAGGCACCCCAACACCCCACAGAGGUUCAGGGAUGGCCCCGAUUCGUGACGCUGCGUGGCACCAAGGAGGGGGGGGGGCACCCAACCAACCCCUCUGCACCCGGUGUUGGUGGUGCCGUGGGGGGGAUCAGCGAUCAGCUCAGCCCCACUGUGCACAGGGGGAGCGCAAUGACCCCAGAGCAGAGAGCGGAGCUCCAUAAAUAGCUUUAAAUAACCCCCCGCCCCCCAGGAGGCGCACAGAGGGGGGGUUGUGGGGGCGCCCCGAGGCCAGCCCAGGGCCGAGACCCCCGGCAGGGGCUGAGGUAGACACGACGAACCCAAUAAACCCGCGGCUACGCCCGGCGCCGCCGCAGGAUCUCCAGAA
This is a messenger RNA of Lagopus leucura (white-tailed ptarmigan), 1177 nucleotides long. Its product is annotated as palmitoyltransferase ZDHHC21-like. Lineage: Eukaryota; Metazoa; Chordata; Aves; Galliformes; Phasianidae. Gene Ontology annotation, cellular component: endoplasmic reticulum; Golgi apparatus. The record is from RefSeq and is a predicted model, not a curated record. The annotation marks the transcript as partial. The transcript is spliced from 5 exons. Gene Ontology annotation, biological process: protein targeting to membrane; peptidyl-L-cysteine S-palmitoylation. Gene Ontology annotation, molecular function: protein-cysteine S-palmitoyltransferase activity.